UUUUGGUUGUGGGACUGAGCUUCAACUCUUCCACCUCUCACCGCUCUCUGCAGUCAUACGAACAGGUACAGCACUGUUCUUCUGCUAGUGAAGACCAUUUCACCUUCCACUUGAUCAAGGAAACUCAAUUGCUUCUCGUAACCCCUCGAACGGCUUCGCAGCCCCUCGAUUGACUGCGAAGUCGAGAUGUCCGCCUCAAUACCAGGCAAUCGAGAGCUCCCAGCUUCUCAGUAUGAUCUCAGCACAUACUGGGGACGUGUGAUGCACUCCGCCAACAUUUCAGAUCCCAGAACACUGCUCGUUAAUAAAGCUGGUUUGGAGCAUGCGAAGGGUCUGGUCGCCGGAUACAAGCAGGGGAAGAUUGGGGAGAUGAAUGCGGAGCUAUGGAAUGCGAAGAAGAUUGUCGAUUCUACUUUACAUCCAGAUACCGGCGAACCAGUCUUCCUCCCUUUCCGGAUGUCAUGCUUUGUCCUAUCGAAUUUGAUUGUUACGGCUGGCAUGCUCACACCAGGACUCGGGACUACUGGCACACUCCUAUGGCAAAUUACCAAUCAAUCCCUUAACGUUGCAAUCAACAAUGCGAAUGCCAACAAAUCUACCCCAUUAUCCGUCUCGAAGAUCACACAAUCAUACUUUCUAGCUGUUGGAGCUUCUUGUUCUGUAGCUUUGGGACUCAAUGCCCUCGUUCCGCGAUUAAAGAAAGUUGCUCCCGCCACGAAGAUAAUACUCUCAAGAUUGGUACCAUUUGCAGCUGUUGCAAGUGCUGGUGCGUUGAAUGUUUUCUUGAUGAGGGGAGAGGAGAUCAGACAAGGAAUCGACGUCUACCCAGUCCUUUCUGAGUCUGACAAGGCCAAGCUUGCAGAGGAAGGCAAGUCCGAAUCUUCAGUGCAAUCUCUGGGAAAGAGUAAGAAGGCAGCUACUCUUGCUGUCUCGGAGACUGCCCUCAGCCGAGUCUUGAACAGUUCUCCCAUCAUGGUCAUCCCCCCCCUAAUUCUGGUACGACUACAAAAGCAAGACUGGCUGAAGAAAAAUCCAAGACUCACUUUACCUGUUAAUUUGGGCCUGAUUCUGACCACAAGUCUGUUUGCUUUGCCUUUGGCACUGGCAGCAUUUCCUCAAAGACAGAGUGUUGAUGCUGCGAGUUUGGAGAAGGAGUUCUGGGACAUGGGUGGUGAGAACGGAAAGGUUGUGUUCAAUAGAGGCAUAUGAGGCUGUGCACGACUUUGAACACAUCUCCCGAACAACGACUUCGAAGACCAGUUCCCCGGAUUUCAAGAAAUACAUUCAACCGGCAGCGAAUAAACGGCGGUAAUUUAGGCAUUUUCACUUCCAAACUGCAUUUUCGAGCAUGGCGUUUUGAUGACUGGGGGGCUCGCUGUAGGUUCACAGCAGACAAAUAGAAUUCCUAAAUAGAAACUGGUCACGAAGCAACAUCGAA
Molecule: messenger RNA, 1438 nt
Organism: Hyaloscypha bicolor E
Lineage: Eukaryota; Fungi; Ascomycota; Leotiomycetes; Helotiales; Hyaloscyphaceae
Product: Tricarboxylate/iron carrier
Exons: 4
Coding region: 187-1209 (340 amino acids)
Biological process (GO): monoatomic ion transport; mitochondrial transmembrane transport
Cellular component (GO): mitochondrial inner membrane
Molecular function (GO): monoatomic ion transmembrane transporter activity
Source: RefSeq, a predicted model, not a curated record